AUUAAUGUAAAGAGCCUACUUUUUUAUUUUAAAUUUUCACAUACUGAUGAGCCUCUCUAUAUUUAAAAGGGAAUUCCUCAAGUCACAGAUUCUCUCACUUAGCUCAAUCAAAGAGAAGAUGGAGAGAGAAGGAAGAAGAAAAGAAGAAGAAGAAGGAAUUUCUUAUUAUCUUUGGAUCCCUUUUAAGUUCAUUUACCAAACUCUCCGAUCUCUCUUACUCAAGCUGUUCGGUCUCCGAUCUCCUUCUCAUCAUAAUAUUCAGGAAGAGGAGGAGGAGGAGGAAGAAGUUGAGGUUGUGGAAGUGUCGUCGAGGGGACUUCCGGUGAAACCAAAACUACUGAAAAAGUCCAGAGCCAGUUCCGGCAAGCCGGGAGGUACCAACAAGAAGCCUUCCUAGUUUUAUUUAACUAAGUAUAAUAAUUUACGGAGAUAUUCUUGCGUACAUGCAUUUUCUUCUGAUUAGUAGUAUAAGAAAAUGAAAAAAAAAAAGAUUUCUCUCUUUUUCUGUGAUUAUUGUAUAAUUCUUAAAGAUUUGUAAGUUCUCCGAAACCAUCCUUUUUUUUUCCUUUUUAAAAGACACGAUAAUAAGAGAACGUGGUACUGUAUUUGGUGAGAAAGUUGUAAGAAAAAAAAAAAGAACCUCCUUUACGAAAGAAAAAAAGUUGUAAGAAAGUAACACUA
Thlaspi arvense is the source of this 681-nucleotide messenger RNA. Lineage: Eukaryota; Viridiplantae; Streptophyta; Magnoliopsida; Brassicales; Brassicaceae. The record is from the annotation of a GenBank genome assembly.